Molecule: messenger RNA, 963 nt
Organism: Fusarium odoratissimum NRRL 54006
Lineage: Eukaryota; Fungi; Ascomycota; Sordariomycetes; Hypocreales; Nectriaceae
Exons: 3
Coding region: 1-912 (303 amino acids)
Source: RefSeq, a predicted model, not a curated record
AUGUCGAUUCAUCAGCAAGAACCAUGCGUUCAGCUCACUUCGAUGCCGCAAUUGGCUGAGGCACUAAGCCUAGAAGAUGACUGGACCGGGACAACAGAUGCUGCAGCAAGAAGGCGGGCGCAGACGAGGCUGAACAUGAGAGCAUACCGGAAGCGGAAGGCUCAAGAAAAGAAGGUCAAGGCAUCAAAGGCUGAGGCUGAGACAGUCAAAUCUGAACCAGUGGUUGAAUGCUGGGAUAUCAACCAAGAAACCAUGUCCAUCGUCCCAGCAUCCCAUGCCAAUCAGAUCUACAACGCUAGGCAGCCCCUACUACCAUACAGGACCAAGAAGAAUCAGUCAAACGUCGCCUUUCCACUCAGUUCAGAUCAUUUAAUCACACUUCUCCAAUACAACGCCCUCCGCGCCUUAGCCGUUAACAGGACUUUCAUCUCCGGCAUGCUAACCACGCCCCUUGACUGCGGCGAUGAGGACAUCAUCCACGUAGUCCCAUACCCAACCGACCCGAAUUCUCUCCCUUCAGCCCUUCUCCCCACAGUUCUACAACAAACAGUCAUGCACUGUGAUUGGAUUGAUAUGUUUCCCUCCCCAGAAGCCCGGGACUGUUUGAUUCGAGCUUAUGGGACUUUCGAUGAGGAUGAUUUAUGGGCUGAUUGCAUUGGUGGUUUGUAUGAGGGCUUUCAUGACGAUGAGAUGGAAAGACGUGGCUUGAUUGCUUGGUCACCGCCGUGGGAUGUAUCAGGAUGGGAAAUGUCAGAGGGGUUUGUUAAGAAAUGGGGUUGGUUAUUCAAAGACUUGUCUGGGCCGUUGGAGGCGACGAAUCGGUGGAGAAUUGAGAGAGGUGAGGAGCCUCUUGACCAUAAAGAUUAUCCGCCAUAUCCUCCCGUAUCUGGUUUUGUUAUAUCAGAAUUUUAGUCUUAACAUGGAUCUUGCAAUCGAACUAGGGUAGGUAAAAUAAGAAACGUC